CCGCCCGAAUGAAUAAUUUCUGGUCCCAACGGUCAGUGUUCUGCCUCUUCAGAGACAGUUAGGCACUUGCUAAGGUUUGCUCCUUCCUUCCCUUUUAUUCAUAUCCCCUUCCUCCCCCCUGCUCCCCCACAGAAGAAAUGCAAACUAACAACAAUGGAUUCUCUCUUUGCGUCUUUGUCUUUGUCUUCCACCCUGUCCUCUUCUCCCUCUCCCUCUCCCUCUCCCUCUCCCUCUCCCUCUCCGACUCCCCGGACGCUCCCGCCCUCUUGGCCUUCAAGUCGUCUCUCGGCGGCUCUGCCAAUCCAGGUCACAGCCCGCUUUCCAGCUGGGAUAACUCCUCGGGCCCCUGCCUCGGCUCUUGGCUCGGAGUAACCUGCGAUCCAUCCACUCGCCGGGUCACCCGUCUCUUCCUCGAGAACCUUGGCCUCGCUGGCGAUCUCCAUCCUCUGGGAUGGCUCACUGAGCUCCGAAUCCUCAGCCUCAAGAUCAACCGCUUCUCGUCCUUUCCCAUCGACCUUUCGUUAUGGCCUAACCUCAAGCAGCUCCACCUCUCCCACAAUGAGUUUUCCGGGGAGUUCCCGCAUGGGAUAGGCCGCCUUCGACGUCUACGGCGCGUGAACCUCUCGCACAACAACUUCUCCGGCAAGAUUCCACUCAGGGAGUUAUCCCGGCUGCCCCGUCUGCUGACUCUGCGCCUCGAGCAUAACUCGUUUGUAGGAGCUCUCAGCCCGGCCAACCUGUCCACUUCGAUCUCUGAUUUCAAUGUCUCGGACAACCAGCUCACUGGUGAAAUCCCCGCGUGGCUGUCCCGCUUCCCGGCGACGGCUUAUGCUGGCAACAAAGACCUCUGCGGGAAGCCCAUGCCAUGCAACUGCUCGCACCACAAAGAAAUUACUCAACCGGAAGAAAAGCCAUCCGCUGUUUCUGCCCCCAAAAUGCGCCAUUCCAGAGACCGUACGAAGCUGCUAGCAUUCAUAGCAGUUGAUGCAGCUGCAGUGCUCGGAGCAAUCAUGACCAUCACCUGGUGCUGUUGCAAGAAUCGCCGAAACAGCGGCUCAGCCAGCAAGGGAGGGCCUGGUGUGGCUUGGGGGAUCCUUGAUCGGGCCCUAUGGGAUCGCUCUGCCAUUAGCAUAAAAAAUUCGGACUGCCAGGGAGAGAUGGUGGCAUUCGAAGGGUGCAGGGGUUUCCAUCAAGUGGAGGACCUGCUGCAGGCAUCGGCGGAGCUGCUGGGAAAGGGAAAUGUCGGAACCACCUACAAGGUGGUGGUGGAGGGCAGCAAAGGUGCUGCCGGAGGAACAGUGUUGGUGGUGAAGAGGGUGAAGCUGGGACGGUGGCAGGGGGCGAGGCGAAGGAGGGAGAUCAACAAUCGGUUGAAGAUUAUCGGCAAGCUAAGGCACCCGAAUUUGGUGAGCCUCAGGGCAUGCUGUCACUCCAUGGAAGAGCUGCUUCUGGUCUAUGAUUAUCUUCCCAAUGGGAGCUUGUACUCUCUGUUACAUGAGAACCGAGGACCAGGGAGAAUUCCUGUCGAUUGGAGUACGAGGAUGAAGCUAGCUUCUGAUAUAGCAAGAGGCCUCGCUUUCCUCCACCAACACAGCAAGGCCAAGCUCUUCCACGGCCACCUCACAACCUCGAACAUCGUCAUUGAUCACUCAGGAAAUGCCCUCAUCUCCGAUGUGGGGCUCGCCCUCCUCUUCCCAGCUCAACCAUCAAAUGAUCCGAACCAGGCCCCAGAACUCAACCCGAAGGGCCACAUUGGUGAAAGCAACUUUUAUCCUAAGUACACUCAGCAUUUCGAUGUCUCUAGCUUCGGGGUCGUCCUCCUGGAGAUCUUGACAGGGAAAGCAGCCAUGGGGGAGGGAGAGACGAGCCUAGUAAAUUGGGUCAGCCAAGUCUCUGAGAGACGAGGAUCAGGCAAGGACGUGUUUGAUUUUGAAGUGUUUCUGUCAGGGGAGAGAGAGGUGGUGGAGGCAGAGAUGGCAGCCGUUCUGCAGGUAGCCCAGCUGUGCCUGACCUCGGCCCCUGGGGACCGCCCUAAGAUGGGAACCAUCUAUAGAAUGAUCAAAGAUAUAAAAGAAAAUGGAGGAAGUGAAGGCCUUGCUAAUAACGCUUUGGAUGGUCUUUCCUCGGAUUCGUCCCCGGCUAUUUCAGAGAGUGCUUCCUGAUUGAUUCUGAGCUAUGAGCUUAUCGUGGAAUGGAGUUAGUUCAUGAUCCUAUAGCUGAUGUGCAAUCCUCAUUCUAUGUUAUAGAUUAUUCAUGUGUAUAGCCAGAAGGUGAGGCAAUGUUUAGUAUUUUGUAUGACUCCUAGCUUCGACAAUAUUUAUGCUCUUUAUAUGAAAAAAAUAAUGGAUUAACUUCAUGUU
Molecule: messenger RNA, 2360 nt
Organism: Punica granatum (pomegranate)
Lineage: Eukaryota; Viridiplantae; Streptophyta; Magnoliopsida; Myrtales; Lythraceae
Source: RefSeq, a predicted model, not a curated record